Messenger RNA from Arabidopsis arenosa, 1270 nucleotides. NCBI's taxonomy places the organism in Eukaryota, Viridiplantae, Streptophyta, Magnoliopsida, Brassicales, Brassicaceae. The record is from the annotation of a GenBank genome assembly.
AAUCCAAAGCUAAAGGACAAAAAUAGAGGUUCAAUUUGCAUCUCCAUUAAUGGGCAUCGAUCUUUCUCUUAAGCUCGAGGCCGAGGAGAAAAAGAAAGAGAUAGAAGGAUCAAAACAUAGUCGUGAGAAUAAAGAAGACGAAGAACAUGAUGCUAGUGGUGAUGAAGAUGAACAAAUGGUGAAAGAAGACGAUGAUGAUGAUUCUUGUUUAGGUUCAAGAACCCGAGAAGAAGAAAACGAACGUGAAGAGCUACAGAUCCAGAUGGAAAGUGUGAAAGAAGAGAAUACUAGGUUGAGGAAGCUUGUCGAGCAGACUCUUGAAGAUUAUCGUCAUCUGGAGAUGAAAUUCCCGGUUAUCGAUAAAACCAAGAAGAUGGAUCUUGAAAUGUUCCUUGGAGUACAAGGCAACCGAUGUGUGGAUAUAACAAGUAAGGCUCGGAAAAGAGGAGGUGAGAGAUCUUCAUCCAUGGAAAGAGAAAUAGGGCUUUCACUUUCUCUACAGAAAAAACAGAAACAAGAAGAGAGCAAAGAAGCUGUUCAGUCUCAUCAUAACCAAAGAUACAAUAGUAGCAGCUUAGAUACAAACGCGCCACGUAUCAUUUCAUCUUCUCAAGGGAAUAGAAAGGCCAGGGUGUCUGUGAGGGCGAGAUGUGAGACCGCAACAAUGAAUGAUGGAUGCCAAUGGAGGAAGUACGGUCAGAAAACCGCGAAAGGGAAUCCAUGUCCACGAGCAUAUUAUCGAUGCACCGUGGCUCCAGGAUGUCCCGUUAGGAAACAGGUGCAAAGGUGUUUAGAAGACAUGUCAAUACUGAUAACAACCUACGAAGGAACACAUAACCAUCCACUUCCGGUCGGAGCAACAGCCUUGGCUUCCACUGCCUCUACUUCUCCAUUCUUGUUACUCGAUUCCAGCGACAACCUCUCUCAUCCUUCCUUUUACCAAACUUCUCCAGUCAUAGACUCCUCUUUGAUUACAUACCCACAAAAUAGCAGCACCAACAACCGAACCAUAAGAAGCUUGAACUUUGAUGGUCCAUCUAGAGGAGAUCAUGUUUCAUCUUCUCAAAACCGAUUAAAUUGGAUGAUGUAGAGUUUCCUGUCUCUCUGCUUGUCCCAUUAUCUUUCAAUUAACUGAAGUCAUCAUGGAUUCUUUGCCAUUUUUCUUGUUCUUGUUUCUAACAUUUGUGUUUCGUAUAUACAAAAUUAAAGGUUUCGGAUUGUUUUACCUCAUUCGAUGUUCGCUUAUGAAAAAUAAAGGUUGAUUAGUGCU